Messenger RNA from Ochotona curzoniae (black-lipped pika), 4398 nucleotides. It is a transcript of the gene LRRC58, whose product is annotated as leucine rich repeat containing 58. Lineage: Eukaryota; Metazoa; Chordata; Mammalia; Lagomorpha; Ochotonidae. Gene Ontology annotation, molecular function: protein binding. The record is from RefSeq and is a predicted model, not a curated record. The transcript is spliced from 4 exons. Bases 69 to 1184 code for a protein of 371 amino acids.
AGGUUCCGGGGCGCGUCGGAGCGCGGGCGCCUGGCCGGGAGCGCGCGCGGGCGCGCGCAGCGGCCGGGAUGGAGGAGGCCGCGGCGGGGGUGGCCGCGAACGGGGAUGCCGAACUGAACUGGUCCCGCCUCAGCGUGUCCCCGGAGACGCUGGAGUCGGAGCUGGAGGCGCGGGGCGAGGAGCGGCGGGGCGCGCGGGAGGCGCUGCUGCGACUGCUGCUGCCCCACAACCGUCUGGUGUCCCUGCCGCGGGCGCUGGGCAGCGGCUUCCCGCACCUCCAGCUGCUGGACGUGAGCGGCAACGCGCUGACCGCGCUCGGGCCGGAGCUGCUGGCGCUGCGCGGCCUGCGCACGCUGCUGGCCAGGAACAACCGCCUCGGAGGGCCCGGCGCGCUGCCCAAGGGCCUGGCCCAGUCCCCGCUCCGCCACAGCCUCCAGGUGCUCAACCUCAGCGGUAACUGCUUCCAGGAGGUGCCCCCCUCGCUGCUGGAGCUGCGCGCGCUGCAGACCCUCAGCCUGGGCGGCAACCAGCUGCAGAGCAUCCCGGCGGAAAUCGAGAACUUGCAGAGUUUAGAGUGUUUAUAUCUUGGAGGAAACUUCAUCAAAGAAAUCCCACCUGAAUUAGCAAAUUUGCCUUCUCUGAAUUACUUGGUAUUAUGCGACAACAAAAUCCAAAGUGUGCCUCCUCAACUUUCCCAGUUGCACUCACUUCGUUCCCUCAGCCUCCACAAUAACUUGCUGACCUAUCUGCCUCGAGAGAUCCUCAACCUUAUUCACCUGGAAGAAUUGAGUUUACGAGGAAAUCCACUGGUUGUUCGUUUUGUUAGAGAUUUAACCUAUGACCCUCCAACUCUCCUAGAAUUGGCUGCACGGACCAUUAAGAUCCGAAAUAUUUCCUAUACUCCCUAUGAUCUUCCUGGAAACCUUCUGAAAUAUUUAAGUUCAGCUAGCAACUGCCCAAACCCAAAGUGUGGAGGAGUCUACUUUGACUGCUGUGUCAGACAAAUUAAGUUUGUGGACUUCUGUGGGAAGUACCGCCUCCCAUUGAUGCACUACUUGUGUUCGCCAGAAUGCUCCUCCCCUUGCAGUUCUGCCUCCCACAGUUCCACAUCCCAGAGCGAAUCUGACUCCGAAGAUGAAGCCAGUGUCGCUGCACACAGGAUGCAGAAAGUUCUUCUUGGCUAAAAGGGAGACCAGAAUGGGGUGAAAUACUAACAACACUGACUAAAGUUGGUUAGAAAAGAACAUGAGUCUUAGAGUUCACUGGAAACCUUACCUUCAUCGUGAAUGUCUGUGAAGCACGCAGGCAUGUUGUAAAAGACUGUUUCAUCUGCCCCUGUAGUAGGAAUGAGUCAGUUCCAUGUGUGGAUUCUUUGAGUACACUGUGAAUGGUAAUUCCAGAUUUGGCUGGUUGCGAUUAAGUUUUGAAUGAAUCACAGCAGAAAGGGGCAUUCUUAAGAACAGUGCCGGCAGAAGCCAUGAAUUCUGUAACUUGUGACAGUGGAGGUAAAGAAAUGGUGGUGGUAGAGUUAGCCUGAGGUUUAGGUUGAACACUAUGUCAUAACAGGAUUUACCCUCUCAUUUUGCCCAUACGUACAGCGUACAUAUAGCCAUUCCAAUAAACUCUCAGAUUAUAUAGGACCUAAACCUUUCUGACCAAUUAGCUUGUUUUUAAAUUGGCUGUUGAAAUUCUUCAGUACUUCUCCUUUGUUCUUUGUGAUUAUUAUCAAUCUUAGAUCAUUCAGCAGUGGCUUUAAUAGUGCCUUACUCCUAGCAAGAAUAAAGAAAUUUCUUGAAGAAAUAAUGCCAGAGCGAACUGUACCCUGACAUACCAUGCAAGGCGCCAUACAAUAUGCUUUAACAGGAUAGAUAAACUGCAUUUAGCGGCUGAGCUCAUAGCCACCUUCACUUCAUUUUUUGUUGGUUUGUUUGUGUAAACUUGCAGUGCCCCCUUUUAAACAUACUGCUUUUAUACUUAAUGGGAGGUCAUGAUCUUGACCAAUCUGUACAUUGUAGGAUAGUUUUUAACAGAACAAUGUAGAAGAGAUGUGAGCUAGGAAAACUGCUUUAGAUGUUUAUUAAAUGAAUGGGAAAAAAGUUUUUAACAGUCAAAUAUAACUCCUUUGUUGUCUACUGAACAAAUUCAUGUAACUAGAAAAAUAAGACAAACACAGUUUAGAACAGAAGCCAUUGUGUUUUGCACAAUAGAAAAAUUUCCAAAACUAGUUUAGUCAUGGAAUAAGCUUUGAGAAUAAAAUACUGGUAAAAUAUUAAAAAUAUAUGCUAAAUGUAUCAUAUCUUAAAAGGAUGGCAGAAAAAUAGUUCCACAGAUUAGUUUUAGAAAUUAAUUUUUAUUCACUGGUUUACUGUUCAGUGAAAUUGAAUAAUAGUAUUGCUGUAAGCUGGAAUUAUAAAAUACAGCAGCUUUCUAGGAGUCAUGAAGUAGCCAGCUUGUAGUAGCAUGAUGGCCGUUGGCCAGCUGUGUGUCAGCACGUUAGUCUCUUCUCUGAUGGUGGUGCACACUAUUUCAAAAGCAGAUUGCUGUAUAAUAAAAUGGUAUAUAUGUGUGUUAGGUUUUGUUCAUAUUUGUUCAUUUUUAUCUUAGAAGAAAAUAUACUGUAGAGUAGUUCAGUUUAUGUGGUUUUUUUAUGUUAAUUCAUGAAACAUGAGAGUUUCAUGAACUGCGGUUAUGAAACGCUGCUAUAGUGAAUCCCUUCACCUUUACCCUGAUACAAUGUAGGAAGAUUCUACUUUUCCUUUUAUUUUAGAAAUGUUCUGACUAUGCCUAUAAGAAAUCUAAACUGUUUCUGCUGCCUAGCAAAGUAGUUCUUGACUUGAGUACAUCAUAAAAUGAAAGUAAUAGUCUUUGCUUCCUUCUCCAUAUGAGCCAUAACAAGCUGCAUACUGCAAAAUUCACAGCAAGCAAAAAUGCCUUAGGCAGUGCCUGAGUGUGAAACCUAAAAUUUAUGUAAGUGACUUAAUGAUUCUUAUUUUCAUAGAAAAUAAUUCUAUUUUUACCAAUUUGAGUAAUGAAAUACUCAGAUUGGUAGGCCCAAAUUUUUCUGACUGCCUCUAAGUUAAUUUUCAAUUGGUUUCCAGCUUGGUUUCACGUAGAAGCUUGAAUAAUAUAAGAGUGAGUCAUUGUAAAAUAAAUGAGUGGGUAUGUGAAUACAGUGCUUAACCCUACCCGCCAUUCCCAGCUUCCUAGAAAGAUUAUUUAGUCUCUGACAGAUGCAGGUAAAAACAAUGGGAAACAGUUUCUAGUCUUGCUGUUAUAAUAUAGCUGUAUGCCAUAGUAUCCUCUCAACAAAAUAUUUGUUAGUUUCAUCACAUAUAUAUUUGAAAAAUCUAUGAUCAGUCUACACCUAUCUUUGUUAACUUUUAGUCAAAUUUGCAUUUUAACUGUUAAUUCUAUCUUUUUGUAACCUUAGGUCUUUUUCACAAGAGCUGCUAGUAAUUUCUAAGAGUUUGUUUCUUGUUUUUGUUUGUAAUUGUUGGUUUUAAAAAUUAAUGAGAAUAGGAGAUCCAAGGGACCUGAUCUUUAGAAUCUAGUUGGUCGGUUCCCAAGUCAACUAGGUGUGUUUAAAAUGGUAGUCUGUCUUUUUAGUUGCCGAGUCACGUGUUUAUGAAUAACUAUAGUUAAUAAACUUUAAUUUUUCAAAGAAAUUCACAGGAUCAGUCUAAUUUUCAAAGUAGGGGAAAAAAAGGCUUUGGUUGGACAGUUUUAGCAACCAAAGCUUCUGUGAAUAAAACUACUUAAAGCACUAAUAUACUUAGAAUGCUAACAUUUGAAAUUGGAAUGGGUAUAUUAUACAUUCUUAGUAGACUUUAUUGCUAAAAUCUGGUUCUGUCAACACUACCAAAAUGAUCUGGACAGAUAGUCUCAGGAUUUUAGAAAAUUAUAUUAGCUAAUACAAUAUUUUAAGUCCAUUAUGCCAAGGAUUGGCUCAUGUCAGAUCAAGGUGUCAGGGUUCUCAACCUUUUCUGAGUUGGAAUGGUAGAGAUAAAGCUAAAGGUGUCUGCUCAUGGUUUAAUUUUGUGAUGAGCUUCUUUCUUUCCAAAAUUCUUGGUAUUUAGAACUUUAAAGUAUCAAGUUUUGAAGCAAACUCAUGCUGCAAGCUGUUCCUUAAAUUUGAGAAAUUUUAUGUUGAUGUAAAUGAAAAUGAAAGGUAGAUGUAAAUGAAAAUGAAAGGUAGAUGAGUAAGAAAAAGUUGUUUGUUAAGAGUAUUAGAUGAAAGAAGUUUUUAAAAACAAUAAUAAUUUUUUUUUAAAAAGGAAUAAAGGACUCAUCAGACAUCUGAGCUUAUUCCAGAGCCAAGAAAAUGUCUUAAAAGUAGUACCACAUUGAUUCUUAAAUUUUUGUUUUGUUUUGUUUUGUUUUUGAUUUUUAAAUUAUUAA